This is a messenger RNA of Oryza brachyantha (malo sina), 2515 nucleotides long. RefSeq names its product subtilisin-like protease SBT3. The coding region runs from base 33 to 2288 and encodes 751 amino acids. NCBI's taxonomy places the organism in Eukaryota, Viridiplantae, Streptophyta, Magnoliopsida, Poales, Poaceae. Gene Ontology annotation, molecular function: serine-type endopeptidase activity. Gene Ontology annotation, biological process: proteolysis. The record is from RefSeq and is a predicted model, not a curated record. The transcript has a single exon.
GUCACGUACGUACGCUUGGUGCGUCUCGCGACAUGGUGGCGUCGCUGGCGUUCGUGGCAGUGGCCGUCGGGCUGUGCGUGGCGGCCGCGUCGGCCGAGACGGCGACGUACAUAGUGCACAUGGACAAGUCGGCCAUGCCGAGCGGCGGGAACGGCUCGACCAGCCUGGAGAGCUGGUACGCGGCCACGCUCCGGGCGGCCGCGCCGGGCGCUAGCAUGAUCUACGUGUACCGCAAUGCGAUGAGCGGCUUCGCCGCGAGGCUGUCCACCGAGCAGCACGAGAGGCUCAGCCGCUCGCCGGGAUUCCUCUCGUCCUACCUCGACACGCCCGUCACGCGGCGGGACACCACGCACACGCCGGAGUUCCUCGGGGUGAGCAGCGCGGGGGGCCUGUGGGAGACGUCCAGCUACGGGGAUGGAGUCAUCGUCGGCGUGGUGGACACCGGCGUGUGGCCCGAGAGCGGGAGCUACCACGACGACGGGCUCCCGCCGGUGCCCGCCCGGUGGAAGGGCUACUGCGAGUCCGGCACGCGGUUCGACGGCGCCAAGGCGUGCAACCGGAAGCUCAUCGGAGCACGCAAGUUCAGCGCGGGCCUCGCCGCGGCGCUGCCGAACAUCAAGAUCGCCGUCAACUCCCCUCGGGACACCGACGGCCAUGGCACGCACACCUCGUCGACGGCCGCCGGCUCGCCCGUCCCGGGGGCGUCCUACUUCGGCUACGCUCCCGGCGUGGCCCGGGGGAUGGCGCCACGCGCCAGGGUCGCCGUGUACAAGGUCCUGUUCGACGAGGGAGGGUACACGACGGACAUCGUCGCCGCCAUAGACCAAGCCAUCACCGACGGCGUUGACGUGCUCUCCAUCUCGCUUGGCCUCAACGGGCGGCCGCUCUACGCUGACCCUGUCGCCAUCGGCGCGUUCGCCGCAAUGCAGCACGGCAUCUUCGUGUCCACCUCAGCCGGCAAUGAUGGCCCAGACCUCGAAGUCCUCCACAACGGUGCACCCUGGGCACUGACCGUCGCCGCUGGCACCGUGGACAGGGAGUUCUCCGGCAUUGUCGAGCUCGGCGACGGCACGACCGUCAUUGGCGAAUCACUCUACGCCGGCUCGCCGGUGAUCACCCAGAGCACUCCGCUCGUGUACCUCGGCUCGUGCAACAGAUCCGCUGCCAUCAAACAAAACCGCGACAAGAUCGUGCUCUGCGACGCACAAGCUUCUUACGAAGCUCUGCAGAUCGCGGUGCUGUUGGUGCAAAACGCCAACGCGGCCGGCGGGCUCUUCUUGACCAACGACCCGUUCCGGCUGCUGUUCGAGCAGUUCACGUUCCCGGGCGCCCUACUGAGCCCGCGCGACGGGCCGGCGAUACUGCGUUACAUCGAGAGGAGCGGCGCCCCGACGGCCAAGAUCACGUUCCGGGCGACGUUGCUGAACACGAAACCGGCGCCGGAGGCGGCGGCGUACUCGUCGCGUGGGCCCGCGAGGAGCUGCCCGACGGUGCUCAAGCCGGACAUCCUCGCCCCGGGCUCGCUCGUGUUCGCGUCGUGGGCGGAGAGCGUUCCCGUGGUCGGGAACCUGACCUCGCCGUUCAACAUCAUCUCCGGGACGUCGAUGUCGACCCCGCACGCGGCGGGCGUCGCGGCGCUGCUCAAGGCGGUGCACCCGGACUGGAGCCCGGCGGCGAUCCGGUCGGCGAUGAUGACGACGGCCACGGCGCUGGACAACAGCGGCAGGUCCAUCAACGACAUGGCCCGCUCAGGCCUCGCCGCGACGCCGCUGGCGAUAGGCUCCGGCCACAUCGACCCGAACAAGGCGACGGACCCGGGCCUCGUCUACGACGCCGGCCCGGGGGACUACGUCGAGCUCAUGUGCGCCAUCGGCUACAACAUAACGCAGAUCAGGCAGGUGGCGCAGUGGCCGACCUACGCCGUCAACUGCACCGGCGCGUCGUCGCCCGACCUCAACUACCCGUCGUUCAUCGCCUACUUCGACCGGCACAGCGCCGCCGCGGAGACCAAGACGUUCACCCGGGUCGUCACCAACGUCGGCGCCGGCGCGGCGAGCUACGGCGCGAAGCUGAAGGGCAACCUGGGCGGGCUGGCGGUCAGCGUCACGCCGAGCAGGCUGGUGUUCGGUAAGAAGGGCGAGACGCAGAAGUACACGCUCGUGAUGCAUGGCAAGAUCAAGGGCACGGACAAGGUGCUGCAUGGGUCGCUGACGUGGGUGGACGAAGCCGGCAGGUACACGGUGAGGAGUCCGAUCGUUGCAACCACACUGAACUCAACCCGGGUGUAGACUCGCUGUACUGUGGAACAGUGGAAGUUUCUUCAGAGUUCAGAUACAUGAGCAUGUUGUUCAUCUCCAGCAGUUCGGCAAAAUACCAAAUAAUGUUUGGCCAGUAGUGCAGCCCGUAGGUUUUGGGAUGCAGUUCGAUUGCCCUAGUAAUUGGCACGCUAAGUAUGAAUGUUCUUCCUUUUCUUCAAAAGCACGGUUACAACACAAAGAUGCAUGUUGCUCAAAAG